AUUAAAUUGACUUUUAGUAAAAUACGAAACUAAAGCUGGACGAACAACGCUUGGUAAACAGCAAUGGUUGACAAGUUCAACAAAAAAUCAAAUUCCAUUUAGAUUAAAAGAAAAUUUGAUAUAAACGAGAUGGGAGAGGUUCAUGUGAUUGGACAAAUUGUAGGGGCUUCAGGAUUUCCAGAACACAGUUUAUUUUGUAAAUGGGGAAUUCACACAGGUGGAUCAUGGAAAGUUUUAUCUGGAUUAAGAGAAGGCCAAACACAAGUUGAUAACCCACAAAAUCACGAAGCAGCAUAUUGGUCACAUCCUAUAGAUAUUCACUUUGCUACUAAAGGUUUACAAGGUUGGCCAAAAAUUCAUUUUCAAGUUUGGCACCAAGAUCAGUAUGGAAGAAAUGAGUUGUAUGGGUAUGGUUUCUGUCAUCUUCCAACAUCACCAGGAGUCCAUGAAAUAGAAUGUUCAACAUGGAGACCAACAGGAACCUUCUUUCAACAAAUUUCACAAUUCUUCCUUGGUGGAGGACCUCAAUUAAAAAAUCCUGACCUUAUAUACAGUGGUGCUGACCGAUACAAAUUACACACAAUAGCCAUGGGAAAAGUUCAUCUACGACUUGGACUCAUACUUAGAAACUUUGAUCGUUUUGGAAUAGAAUGUUGAGAAAUGUUAUUUAUGUUUAUUUUAUGCUGUUAUAGUAACGUUCAUCUGAAAUCCAUUUAAAAAUAUUGACAAAUUUUGAUUAGUUUACAAGUAUUUGAGAUUCUGUAAAGAAACUACUGAAAGGUACUGAAGCAGGCUUAUGCGGCCCUUAUGAUGACUAAUAACUAGUUUUAGGAAAGGGGUUCACUAGUCCGCCGCUACAAGAAAUACUAUUAAUAUGUGUAUCAAUAAACCUAACCCUAACCCUAAAAAUAAAUAUCGGUGGUCUAAUGUACCCUAACCCAACCCUAGCCCUAAUAAUAGAUAUCAGUGGACUAAUAAACCCGCAGACUAGUGAACCCGCGGACUAAUGAGCACUCUCCAGCUUUAGAUGGACAUGACUAAUAUAAAUGUUUCAGUUGGAACUGGCUACAUGUCAUCUGAUACUACUGUGAAAUGGAAAGAAUGUGGAAGAAGACAAGGUAGUGACAUGAACAAUCUGAUUAAAAUACAGAUCUACAUUUCAUUUCAUUUUUUUUAUACAGUCAAUGGCCUACACUGCAUGAAGAUCUGACCAGUUAUAUUGGGAGGUCACGUCAGGGGUCGGACGAGCUGCUUUUGACCCUAUGACAUCAGACAUUGAUUAAUCCAUCAGCGUUGACGUUUCUAGUGGUUUUACCAUAGUCCCGUGCAUCACACGCCAAGAAGUCGCCAUAACAGAUGGUUUCAUUGGCUAAUCCCUCAUGCUAUCCAGAAUGCAGGUUAUAUAACAACUCUUCCAGAUCCUAGUGUAGUACAGACAAAUAAAACAAAAUUUUGAACUAUAAAAAAGGAAUGAAAUAUGAUCUGUGUUUUAAUCGGAUUGUGACAUGAGUGCAGUUUCCGAUAAUUUUGUCUCGUCGUAGGUUGACAUAAGCCUGGCUUAAAACAAUGAAAUGAUCAAGAGUUGUUAAUUAAAUUUAUUUGUUCAAGGGCCUUAAACUGUGUAAUUAUCUGACUGAAUCAGUGAUUCAUAUAGUUAUCGAGCACCAUUGAGUCACGUUUUUAUAACGUCUUUAUAGUAGGCAUUAUCUAAAGAAUAAACUACCACAUUGUUUAAAGAUACAUUAUGGGAGAUUAGACAAAGAGCUGACAGUUGUCUCUAUAAUAGUUAAAAACUAGAUAAUGUAAAGGGAAUUUGCUGAAAAUUUCAGUCAAAUUGAUCCACUCUGAACCAAGAUUUUAGCGAUUGAAUUUUGGGGCUAGCCUCGAUCAUCAAUACUGAAGUCAGUACGAUAAAAAACAUAUCUCGAUUAUUCAUUUCAUGAUUAAGUUGAACAGCAAAUCGGAACCUAAUCCAAUAAACAUUGCAGGCUAGCGAUGCCAUCGAGAGUUGAUUAUGGUCUGGAUAAGUUAAUUAAUGUCUAAUUAAUAAUAUUGAUAACAUUUCAGGCCUAAAGAAAGACCUGCAAAUAGGCAGAUUUAGCUAUUGCAUAAUAUAUGUUUAAUUAAGGCACAAGGAAGUUAAGAAACAAUAAAAAGUUUGCUUAAGAGUUGGAUCAUCCUUUCAAAUUAUUACCGCUAAUUAAAAUGUGAAUUUUGUUCCGUCCAGUUGAACUUUCUGUCCCACCGUUUUACAUUUCUCUUUCAAAAAUGUUUGUUUUUUCAGAAAGUUGGAUCAUCCUUUCAAAUUAUUACCGCUAAUUAAAAUGUGAAUUUUGUUCCGUCCAGUUGAACUUUUUUCCCACCAUUGUACAUUUCUCUUUUAAAGAUUGUUUGUAUUUUCAGUAAUCAAAUUUAAGCAUAAUUCAAUGUUUUAGUUUUACUCAUUUUUAUGUUGUAUAUAAAAUGUAUUUGUAUGAAUUCAUAUUAUUUAUAUAGAAAAAUCAGAAUAAAAUAUAUCACUCAUU
Patella vulgata (common limpet) is the source of this 2525-nucleotide messenger RNA. RefSeq names its product B9 domain-containing protein 2. Bases 130 to 657 code for a protein of 175 amino acids. The transcript is spliced from 4 exons. Gene Ontology annotation, biological process: cilium assembly. NCBI's taxonomy places the organism in Eukaryota, Metazoa, Mollusca, Gastropoda, Patellidae. The record is from RefSeq and is a predicted model, not a curated record. Gene Ontology annotation, cellular component: MKS complex.